AGCCCAUCUUCACCACCCGAGCGCACGUCUUCCAGAUUGACCCCAGCACCAAGAAGAACUGGGUGCCUGCAAGCAAACAAGCGGUCACUGUUUCCUACUUCUACGAUGUUACAAGGAACAGCUAUCGGAUCAUCAGUGUGGACGGAGCCAAGGUGAUCAUAAACAGCACAAUCACACCGAAUAUGACUUUCACCAAAACAUCACAGAAGUUUGGGCAGUGGGCCGACAGCAGAGCCAACACGGUGUUUGGUUUAGGGUUUUCCUCUGAGCAGCAGCUGACAAAGUUUGCAGAAAAAUUCCAGGAGGUGAAAGAAGCUGCCAAGCUAGCCAGAGACAAGUCCCAGGAGAAGAUCGAGACCUCGAGUGAUCAUUCCCAAGAAUCUGGGUGUGAAACCCCAUCUUCUACUCAGGCAUCCAGCGUCAAUGGGACGGACGAUGAAAAGGCUUCUCAUGCGGGUCCAGCUGACACACACCUCAAGUCUGAGAACGACAAGCUGAAGAUUGCUUUGACACAGAGUGCUGCCAACGUGAAGAAGUGGGAGAUUGAGCUGCAGACCCUGCGGGAGAGCAACGCCCGGCUCACCACAGCGCUGCAGGAGUCAGCGGCCAGUGUGGAGCAGUGGAAGAGGCAGUUCUCCAUCUGCCGCGAUGAGAAUGACCGGCUCCGUAACAAGAUUGAUGAACUAGAAGAACAAUGCAGUGAGAUCAACAGAGAGAAGGAAAAGAACACCCAGCUGAAAAGGAGAAUCGAGGAGCUGGAGGCAGAACUCCGAGAAAAAGACACAGAGUUGAAAGAUCUCCGAAAACAAAGUGAAAUCAUACCUCAGCUCAUGUCAGAGUGUGACUAUGUCUCUGAGAAGCUAGAGGCAGCAGAGAGAGACAAUCAAAACCUGGAAGACAAAGUGCGUUCUCUGAAGACAGACAUUGAGGAGAGCAAAUACCGACAGCGCCACCUGAAGGUGGAGUUGAAGAGCUUCCUGGAGGUGCUGGACGGGAAGAUCGACGACCUCCAUGACUUCCGCAGAGGGUUGUCCAAGCUGGGCACUGACAACUAGGGCUGGGCCGAGGCCAGGGCCCCGCUUGUGAGUCCCAAUGUGUGUGUGAGACCAGAUAGGACUAGGACGUUCUCCGGUUUGCGUUGCUUCUGUAAAUGCAGGCGCAGUCUGUCGUGUUUCCAAACCAGUUGUGCCGUCCACUCCUCUCCAGAAUAGAAAUCUCUCACUUCUCUGGCCUUGUGAGGUUGUGGACAACUGGAAGAUUCUGACUCAGGAAUCCAGAACUAGGUCUACCUUAAACAUUUACACAGUCAGGGCAGGGAUGUUUAUAUCUUUCUCAAGGGCUGUUGCAACCAUGUGAACUGGAAAAAAAGUAUUUUCUAAUCUUAACAUCAAUAUUCUUUACACCAGGCUAUUUUGCUCCUUUUAUUGAAAAGCGUUCAGAAUAUUUGAAUGUCCAACAGACAUCAGUUCCAGGGGCAAGGAGGGAACAACAGCCCUCUCAGUAAACACUGAGAUGUUUUAAAACAACCAUUUAGUGGAGACUUAUCCAGAGAAAAGAAAACAAGUUUCUAGUGGGUACAUUUUCUGGCAUGGGAAUCACCUGCAUCCGCUCUGCUCCCCUCUCACCCCCAAGUUUGUACGGUUGCGACAAUGCUCCUUUUCUUGGUUUUAGUUUCUGAGCAGAUGAUUGUGCUGUGGGAACAGCACGCAGUGAGGGUACCGAGCAUAGUGCCUGGCACAAACUAGGAGCUUAAUAAAUACUUGUUCAAUUUAAACAUA
Messenger RNA from Carlito syrichta (Philippine tarsier), 1778 nucleotides. RefSeq names its product homer scaffolding protein 2 (gene HOMER2). Lineage: Eukaryota; Metazoa; Chordata; Mammalia; Primates; Tarsiidae. Gene Ontology annotation, biological process: G protein-coupled glutamate receptor signaling pathway; regulation of store-operated calcium entry. The transcript is spliced from 8 exons. Gene Ontology annotation, molecular function: G protein-coupled glutamate receptor binding. The record is from RefSeq and is a predicted model, not a curated record. Gene Ontology annotation, cellular component: dendrite; postsynaptic density; cytoplasm. The coding region runs from base 183 to 1055 and encodes 290 amino acids.